AUGAGACAGCAGAUGGACGAAAGUAAUCAUGAAAUAGUCCAUAUGCUAACUCAGCAAAUAGGCACCAUAUUGAGGCCUCUGAUCCAAGAUUCGACACAGAGUUACCAGCAACUAGAAACUCAAAUGACAAGAAUAAGAGACUUUUUAGGGGUUCCUAGGGCGCCAGUUCGUCAGAAUCCCACGCCUCCUCCUCAACCAGAAACCCCAGUCCGACAAGAGGAAAUGAUGGAUGACACGGUCGAACAAGAGUAUCAGGAGUUUGAACAGAUUCUUAGGGUGGCUCGAAGGCCUCCAGUGGUUUUGGUCAACAAAAACCAGGAUCCCGACCAUGUGGUCAGACAGAUUCGACACGAGGCAGCAGCUGGGGAACAAAAUCUAGAGGUUAUCGUCGUACGGAUCAUAGAGCGAAAUGGAAUAAGCUCAGGCCUACAGAGGCCGACAUACUCUUCACCUUUUCCAGACUCUGUCUUACAGACAGAACUGCCUAGGGGGUGGAAAGUCCCGAAAUUCACCAAGUUCGCCGGGGAUACUGAGGAGUCCACCGUCGGACAUGUUGCCAGGUAUCAAACUGAGGUUGGCGACAUAGCGAAUAAUGAGGGUUUGAAGUGA
Lathyrus oleraceus (garden pea) is the source of this 609-nucleotide messenger RNA. RefSeq lists its product as uncharacterized. The record is from RefSeq and is a predicted model, not a curated record. The transcript has a single exon. Bases 1 to 609 code for a protein of 202 amino acids. Lineage: Eukaryota; Viridiplantae; Streptophyta; Magnoliopsida; Fabales; Fabaceae.